Acanthocheilonema viteae is the source of this 1557-nucleotide messenger RNA. The record is from the annotation of a GenBank genome assembly. NCBI's taxonomy places the organism in Eukaryota, Metazoa, Nematoda, Chromadorea, Rhabditida, Onchocercidae.
AUGAGUUCCACAGAGGUUGAUGCAUGCGUCGAAAUUUUGGAAGAUCAUUUUGGUCCAAUAGCAGCUGCUGUUGGGAGUGUGUUGUUGAGCGAAGCCGUAUCCUUAUCUGCUAUAUUCCAAAGAUUACGUAACCAAUUCAAAAUUUCCGAGAUAAGACGAGCAAUGAUAAUUUUGGAACAGCAUGGAAUUUUACGAUUUUCUCAAGAUGAACGUCAUCGCAUAACUUAUUCUGCACAAGUUCCUGACAUUCUACGUCUAAUACGAUCAGCUAGGUGCUCAUUUGUUGCCAAAAUGUUAUACGGUGAAAUAGCGGAAACAAUAUGCGAAGAAAUCAUCAGUCAGGGACGUCUGACGUGCUCAUCAUGUAUCAGACGGGUUGCUGCUAGGUUGGAAGUGUCGAAUAAUGAAGUAAAAACAGUCUUUGUUCGGUUUGCUGAAGCACAAUUUAUUAUGCGAUAUCCCAGGAUUGACAGUAACUUUUAUGGAUGUCCUAUUUUUGAGAAGCAUUCGGAUCCAUUUCUUGUGCCGGAUGUGGUUUUGGAUGCCAGAAAGCAAGAAACUAUUGAUAAUAAAUCACGGAAGCGGAAAAAUCUGAGCAACGAAACCGAAGAUCCGGAUAGUGGUAUUUAUUGGCAUUUGAAUUAUCUGCGUUUUGAGCGAUAUUUACGUGAUGAAAUUGUUGUUAAUGCGUAUGAAUCUGGUGAUGCUGUCCACGAAAAUUGCGUCAAAACUUUGAAAAUUUUGCUGAAGAUUAGUGAAAUGAAGGCUGACUCGUUAGCUGCAGCUUCUUUCCCUAUAUCUAUUCAUGACGUUAUACGAGCUGCAAAUGUGAGUGAAUUGAGUUUAGAAAAACAUGACAUUGAAGUAGCAUUACGUUUAUUAUGUGAAAGCGGUGGAAUUGUACGAAAAGUUGGGGACAGCGCCGGUGGUCUUUUUGUUGUUGACUUUGAAAAAGCAAUAGCUACGCACUGCCAACGUCUUGUUGAGUCAGCCAUUCGAGAAAGAUUAGAUAGUCGAGCUGUUCGCGUUUUCCGACUUCUCAUGCAAAAAGGUUUUUUAGAAGAAGAUCAUGUUGAAAAAUUAGCGAUGUUAUCAUCAACAGAAGCACGUAAGCUUUGUUAUCAAUUAUUGGAGAAUGAAUUUGUUUUAAUGAAACACGUAGCCAAAACGAAUGAUUUUGCACCUGCACGGACGAUUUAUCUUUAUUACGUCGAUUUAACUGUGGUGACACAUAAUUUAUAUUUAUUUACUUGUAAGGUAUUGAGAAAUAUAAUUAUACGAAGGCGUCAUGAAACUAAAGAACACAAGAUUUUAAUAGAUCGAAAUUUGAAAAUGGAAACUAUUAUAGCAAAUAUUGAACUGGAUGAAAACCUUGAUAAAGAAACGAAAAAACAACAGAUUAGUGAAGUGGAAGAAAUGUAUUUGACACCAGGUGAUCGCUCCACUUUAGAAAGGUAUCGUAAGGGUCAAACUACACUGAUAUGUACUGAAAUUGAGAUUGAUCGUGAUAUACUGUUGUAUACACUGUUUUUGAAUUUUGCUAGGCGAAGAGUUUGA